AUGCUAAUUAUUCUGCUAGAGUUCAAGGAUCAUCUCGCCGGAAACAUUGAUACGGAUACUUCUAAUAUCAUCCCUCCUCUCCCCUCUUUGGAAUUGCAGCAACAGUUUUUGACCUCCAGUGAUGACCAAACGGAGAGAAGCAAGGAUAGACUACUCAAUGAGCAUGCUCUUUUGGUCUCUCCCUUGCUUGAGCAGCGUGGGUACAGCCUACCUUCUCAGUGUGCGCUACUGGGAAGGAUUGCCGCAGCAGGGACCAAAAGUCCAGAUCUGAGAAUCAUGCUGAAUACAAACGUUCCGUUCUCUGCCUUCAUUUGUGGUGUACAAGGAAGUGGCAAAUCGCACACCACUGCUUGCAUCAUCGAAAACUGCUCCAUGGCAAUACCGGCACUGGGAACCCUCAAAAUACCUAUCUCGACACUUGUGCUGCAAUUCGAUGAGUAUACCUCAACAGUGAGCUCACAGCCCAGCGAAGCAGCCUUCUUAGCCAGAUUUUUGCCCCAGUAUGCACGUGAAAAGGCAGUCCCAGUACGCGUCUUAGUAUCUCCGACGAACUUUCACAACCUCAAGAAGAUGUACUCGCAAAUCCCAAAUGUGGAGGUUCGACCUUUCAAGCUCCAACCAAAACACCUUAAUAUCACUAUGAUGCUUUCGCUCAUGUCUGUCUCCCAAAGCAACGGGAUGCCCCUAUAUAUGUCACAAGUGACUCGGGUUCUUCGGGAUAUGGCCAUGGAGAGCGGCGGCUGUUUCGAUUACUCCAAUUUUCGGGUCCGUCUGAAUGCCCUCAAUUUAGACCGGCAACAGACGCCUUUUCUAUAUCAAAGACUCGAUUUACUGGACUCAUACCUUGACCUCAACGGAAAAUGUGUAGGUGAAUACUUUGUUGACGGCGGUAUUACCAUUCUAGACCUGUCGUGCCCGUUUGUUGAUCAAAGUACUGCGUGCAUUCUCUUCCGUAUCGCUAUUGAUCUGUUCCUCAACGCGCAUCCUUCCCGCGGGAAGAUGAUCGUCGCCGAUGAAGCACACAAGUACAUGGUUGAUACUCCUGCCGCGAAGGCUCUGACGGAUACUUUCUUGACCAUUAUUCGACAGCAACGACACUUGGGAGUGCGUAUUAUAAUCUCUACACAGGAGCCGACAAUCUCACCCAGACUCAUCGACCUCUGUUCAUUGACUAUUAUUCACCGAUUUACGAGCCCUGAAUGGUACACUACUAUCAAGAGGCAUCUACCAAUAGAUAGCGGAAGCACUGGAGAGCACUGCGAGUGUGCUGAAGAUGGCCUUCAUCAAAUCGCUCGCCUUCGAACCGGCGAAGCGAUUGUUUUCGCUUCUUCUGCACACCUCUUAGGAGAGGACGGUACAGUCAUCAACACAUCACACGAAACCUUCAAGAUGAGGAUCAGAAACAGGGUUACAUGGGAUGGUGGAAAAACUAUCAUGUGCAUUCGAUGA
Penicillium pulvis is the source of this 1449-nucleotide messenger RNA. RefSeq lists its product as uncharacterized. NCBI's taxonomy places the organism in Eukaryota, Fungi, Ascomycota, Eurotiomycetes, Eurotiales, Aspergillaceae. The transcript has 3 exons. Bases 1 to 1449 code for a protein of 482 amino acids. The record is from RefSeq and is a predicted model, not a curated record.